AGCGCAGACUAAAUUAAUACAUGUGCAUUGGAAGAUGUUAAGAGUGGGUAGUCUGAAGUGUUCUAAUAACUUUCAUAGGAUAUUUCGGACGGCAAAAUGCACGUACCAUGCUGGUGGUGGUUGUUAUGGAUAUCGUCCGAAAAAGAAAAUUGUGUUUGGAGAUGAUGUAGAUAUAAUACACAACAGAAUCAAGUAUUCCAAUCUCUUCAGGCUAAUCACAGCAUACAGAAAACAUGGUCACCAAAAGGCCAACAUUAAUCCUCUUGAUACAGUAGCGAGAAGAAAUAAUGAAAGGAGUGAACUGACAGAGCUUAACCUAGAUCAUUAUGGACUUCACAAUGUUAACCUCAACUCAAAAGUGAAGUUAACUGGUCUUAUGCAUGUUGAUAAGCUAGAGGAGGCAACUUAUGGAGAUAUAUUAAAGCACUUGGAAAAAGCCUAUUGUGGUGCAUUAUCAGUGGAAUUAAGUCAUUUACAGAAUGAAAAAGAGAAGCUAUGGUUUGCAGACCUCGUUGAACAGAGCAUACACUGGGGUCUAGACAGUGUGAGACAAAAACAUUUAGCAAAACUUUUAUUAAGAUCCCAGGUAUUUGAUAAUUUUCUCGCUAAGAAGUUUCCAACGGUUAAAAGAUAUGGUGGUGAGGGAGCGGAAAGCAUGAUGGUAUUUUUUGAUGAGCUCUUUCUACAAGCUUCAAAGGGUGGUCUUGAACAAGUUGUUAUAGGAAUGCCGCACAGAGGAAGAUUAAAUUUAUUAACUGGUUUAAUGAAAUAUCCAAUUCGUAUGAUGUUCUCAAAGAUGAUGGGAAAUUCAGAGCUCCCUUCUAGCAGUAAAGCCUCUGGGGAUGUCCUUUCUCAUUUGUCAAAUUCUGUUGAUAUUGAACUUGGUGAAGAAUCUCCCUUGCACGUGACGAUGAUACCUAAUCCCUCUCAUUUAGAAGCUAAUAGCCCAGUUGCUAUAGGUAAAGCCAGGGGUAAACAAAUGACAUACAAAUGGAACGACUAUAGUGAGGAUGACACUAACCCCAAGGUUCUUUGUGUACUAGCCCAUGGAGACGCAUCAUUUAUUGGGCAGGGUAUUAUAUCAGAAACUCUUGGAAUGUCAAGUUUACCUCAUUAUGAUAUUGGUGGCACUAUUCAUUUCAUUGUUAACAACCAAUUAGGAUUCACAACACCCUCGCACCGAGGAAGGUCCUCGUUGUAUGCUAGUGACAUUGCAAAGAUGAUUGAUUGUCCUGUGUUACAUGUCAAUGGUGAUUACCCAGAGGAAGUUGCAAGAGCUUGUAAACUCGCUUUGGAAUAUAAGUUGGAAUUUAAAAAAGAUGUUCUGAUAGACCUAAACUGCUACAGACGAUGGGGACACAAUGAGCUAGAUGACCCUUCCUUUACUCAGCCAUCCAUGUAUUCCGUCAUUAGUGGACGUAAGAGUGUUCCUGACUCUUAUGCUGAGUAUCUAGAGGAACUAGGUGUUGUAACACAUGAUGUUCUCAAGGAGGAUGUGGCAGGUUAUAACACGAUACUCAACGACGAAUAUAAACAUAUUGAUGCUGUUGAGCCGGAACCUUUUCAUCUACAGAAACUAUGGUCUGGGAUGGUUGAAGCCAAUGAUAAUAAAGUUACAUCUUGGGAUACAGGUUUGAUGUUGGAGACUCUCAUGUACAUUGGUUCAAAGUCUGUUGAAUUACCGGGAGAUUUUAACGUUCAUCCGCACCUUAAGAAGACUCAGAUCGAUGCUCGACUAAAUAAGCUGAAAGAUGGAACUGCUAUUGAUUGGGCAACUGCUGAAGCAAUGGCAAUAGGAAGUUUAAUAUUUCAAGGCUUUAAUGUUCGUCUGAGUGGGCAAGACGUUGGGCGAGGCACAUUUAGUCACAGACAUGCUAUGUUUGUAGAUCAGAAAACAGACGAGAUAUACAUUCCUAUCAAUAACAUCAAAGAAAACCAAACUGGAUUCUUAGAGGUUUGCAAUAGUCAUUUAUCAGAAGAAGCCGUUUUGGGGUUCGAGUAUGGAAUGAGCAUCCAAAACCCAAACCAUCUUAUAAUUUGGGAAGCUCAGUUUGGAGAUUUCUUUAACGGUGCUCAAAUAAUAAUUGACACUUUUAUCUCGUCUGGGGAAACUAAAUGGCUGAUGCAAAGUGGACUGGUUAUGCUGUUACCUCAUGGAUAUGAUGGUGCUGGUCCAGAACACUCUUCUUGUCGUAUCGAAAGAUUUUUACAGUUGACUGAUAGUAAGGAGGACGCUAUGGAUGGUGAUAAUGUCAAUAUGCAUAUUGUGAACCCCACAACACCAGCACAGUACUUUCACCUUCUAAGACAACAGAUGCUUCGCAACUUCAGGAAAUCCCUUGUGGUGGUCGCUCCUAAAAUGCUUCUCAGAAUGCCGGCUGCGAUGUCUAACCUUAGUGAAAUGGGACCUGGAACUCAUUUCCUAUCUGUCCUGGGUGACCCAUCUGUAAAUGGAACGGAUGUUCGUCGUGUAGUGUUUUGUUCUGGUAAACACUAUUAUGCGUUGGCCAGAAGACGAGAUGAAUUGAAGGCGAAAGAUACGGCCAUUAUUAGACUCGAGGCACUUACUCCAUUUCCUGCUGAUGUCAUUAAAGACGAGCUGAAGAAAUACCCUGCAGCAAAAGAAUUUGUCUGGAGCCAAGAGGAGCACAGGAACAUGGGAGCUUGGACAUUCGUAGCACCAAGAUUCAAGAACAUACUUGGAAUUCAGCUUAACUAUGUUGGACGAAAAGUCCUCGCAGCACCCGCCGUUGGAAUAGGAAAACUUCAUUCUCAAGAGGCUGCUCAAGUUCUUCAAGAAACGUUUCCCAUCAAGUAACAUGGAACUAACAUUUUUAAAAUGUUUGUCGGUUUUCUUCUUCCGUCGUUUUUAGAUAAGGUUUUUAAUCAAUUCGUGUGCGUUCGGUGACCUAUUACUUUCUGGUCUAUUAGCGAUAGAGGGGAAAAGGAACGAAAAGGAACGGUUUUGAAAACCAAAACAAUACAAUAAUAAAUUAUUUGAGCCUAAUUUCAACAUUGCUUUUAUUCAUAUGGUUGACCUAUUAGUAUUCUAUGAAUCAGCUAAUGAGAAACAAUGUUAGUUACUAUAAUUUAAUAAAGAACAGUGACAAUGGACCUUUAUCACACGGCGGCCAUGUUUAUUCUUAUGAGAAUAAAAACCUUUGUUUCCCCAGCAUAAAUUAAUUCUCAAGCGCUUGAAUAUGAGGCUACGCGUGGUGGAAUCUAUUGUUCAAUCCAACAUGGCUGCCGCGUGAAUAAGGCCCAUCAAACGAGCUAAAAACAGGA
Messenger RNA from Actinia tenebrosa (Australian red waratah sea anemone), 3285 nucleotides. RefSeq names its product 2-oxoadipate dehydrogenase complex component E1. The record is from RefSeq and is a predicted model, not a curated record. Gene Ontology annotation, molecular function: oxidoreductase activity, acting on the aldehyde or oxo group of donors, disulfide as acceptor; thiamine pyrophosphate binding. NCBI's taxonomy places the organism in Eukaryota, Metazoa, Cnidaria, Anthozoa, Actiniaria, Actiniidae.